This is a messenger RNA of Nannizzia gypsea CBS 118893, 576 nucleotides long. RefSeq lists its product as hypothetical. The transcript has 2 exons. The record is from RefSeq and is a predicted model, not a curated record. Lineage: Eukaryota; Fungi; Ascomycota; Eurotiomycetes; Onygenales; Arthrodermataceae. The coding region runs from base 1 to 576 and encodes 191 amino acids.
AUGGAGCUUGAUGAUGAUGAAUCCAGGCGCGGGCGACAGUUGCACCAACCUGAAGGACCUUCAUCCGUUCGUCGUCAGCGCGAUGACUCGCCUGAUGCCGUGAGGCGCCGCAACUCCUGCCUACGUGCGCAUUUGGGCUCGGGUUUAGAGCAACCUGCUCCUAGCCCAUUCAUCCGGCCAGACGUUAUUAAUCGUUUGGACGGCGUGGCUGAAGUCUAUUACCACCAAGGGCCGUACGAUUCUAUCGCCACGGAGAGGAAUGGAACUCUCAGUGCCAGUUCUCACGGCAACAACGGUGAUAGUAUCCGCGAGCAUCGCCUAGUAUUUCCCAUUCUCCCUAAUGGGUCUAUGUCAUUGGGUGGUCGAACCAAUGCCGAGGAUACAGACAUGAUGGCCGAGGACCAAGGAGCGAGGUCUGAGGAUGAUGGCCUCCUGGUGGGCCCAUUCUACAACCAGGAGGACAUCGAGCGUCGUCGAGUGUCACGCAAGCGCUCUAGAUCUGCUGAGCGUGAGGAAACUGAGGCCGCUUCCAAUGAACGCGCCAUUAAUGGCCUCUGGAAGAAGGGUUAUUUGUAG